AUGGCGGAAACUCUCCGCAAAAUCCGUGAGAACAAACACUUUGACGAGAUGAAAAAGGUCGGCGCCGAAACCACGCAGGCUCUGGGCAAAUCAUUGGAGUUUUCUACGGAUCUCACUGACGAUCGCUUGACCAUCUCCACCCCUGCCGUCGGGCCCUACAUACUCGAGAUCAACCACCCCGGACAGCAGAUAGUCUUCACGUCGCCCUUUUCGAACGUCAGGUACUUCAGCUAUGUUAUAGGCUUCAGCCGGAGAGAGAAUUGGGACGGGCAAGACGUCGAGGAAGACGGUUGCAAGGAUGGAAACAGCGACAUUUUCCGAGACGGAAAAUGGCUGGACCGCACGGAUGGCGCAAGUCUGGCGGAUUUUUUAAGGGCUGAGAUGGGGUUGGAGAUACCAGUUGUCUUUGAGCCGGGGGAGACACUGUCUAUUCCAGUCGUAUCAUUCGGCUAA
This is a messenger RNA of Lasiodiplodia theobromae, 453 nucleotides long. Its product is annotated as Frataxin-like domain containing protein. The record is from RefSeq and is a predicted model, not a curated record. Gene Ontology annotation, biological process: iron-sulfur cluster assembly. NCBI's taxonomy places the organism in Eukaryota, Fungi, Ascomycota, Dothideomycetes, Botryosphaeriales, Botryosphaeriaceae. The transcript has 2 exons. Bases 1 to 453 code for a protein of 150 amino acids. Gene Ontology annotation, molecular function: ferric iron binding.